AUGUUGGUACCUCUCUAUGAUUCUCCAAUGAAAAUCUUUGAUACUCACUUAGCACAAACCCCUCGAAUUCUAUAUUCAGCAAAGAUCAACUUUGCUGAUCAAACAGAUGUAAACUAUCAUCUCCUAGGAAGCAUUCCUCUCGGCCACGAAGACCUCGGACUAUUUGGAAAGGGUCGUUUUGAAUCGAUCAACCCAAAGGUCAAGGAACAAAUAGAUAUGAUGGAAUUGGUUGAGCACAGAGAUACCAUCACACACGAGAAGAUAAUCACAAACAAUCCCAUCCUUUACGAGAAAAAGAACCUCACAUUCGAAGAAAAAAUAAACAGCAUGAAAGCAGAUAUUGAGAAGUCAAAAAGAGACUCAGAAGAGUCAAAAAGAGACUCACAAGAGUCAAAAAGAAACUCAGAAGAGUUGAGAAGAGACUUGAAUCUCUGUCUUCUGAAGACAGAGAGAUUGGAAACAGAGAAGGCGUCAAGAUAUGAGGGAGAGACAAUCAAUAUGAGAAAGAAACUGUGGAAGAUGGCGUGUAUCAUGGAGAGCACCAGGCAGAAGAUAUCUGUGCCAUCGUGGAUGGAAAACAUCAGAAAGAGACGAAAUCAAUCGGCACAUCUAACUGAUUUAGCAACAGUGAUGAAGCUAGCAGAUACAUAUCCCGACUAUUUUGACAUCCUUCUCGAUACGAUAUAUGGAGCGCCAAAAAGCGAAAUCAAACUGCUGAUUGGCGCGGACAAGACUGGCGAGAAUCAAGUUUAUAGGAUCUUGAAUGACCGUGGUUCGGCUUUCCACAACCAAUAUGCCAAUACUUGUAUAGAGCCUUUCAAUUUUUGGUUAUCAGCAGUACGCGGUCUUCAAAAUAUACAAUCAGCUACAGCGGACAAAUCAUCUUCUGAUCACGAAAGCUGCGUUCAAAAACACAAAGCGGAGGUCCAGAAAUUAAUUCGAGAAUGGGAUGCAGCUUUUGACGUGGAUAAGUUGAAGUGGGAUACCAACACUGAGAAAUGUAGAGAGCUGAUUUACUCGGACUACAGAGAUAGAGAUCUUCUUCCACGUAUGUGGAAAAGUUUUGGUGUCCAGGAGAAACAGUAG
This is a messenger RNA of Botrytis byssoidea, 1086 nucleotides long. RefSeq lists its product as uncharacterized. NCBI's taxonomy places the organism in Eukaryota, Fungi, Ascomycota, Leotiomycetes, Helotiales, Sclerotiniaceae. The transcript has 2 exons. The coding region runs from base 1 to 1086 and encodes 361 amino acids. The record is from RefSeq and is a predicted model, not a curated record.